This is a messenger RNA of Lemur catta (Ring-tailed lemur), 699 nucleotides long. It is a transcript of the gene HDGFL1, whose product is annotated as HDGF like 1. Gene Ontology annotation, molecular function: double-stranded DNA binding; transcription coregulator activity. Bases 1 to 699 code for a protein of 232 amino acids. NCBI's taxonomy places the organism in Eukaryota, Metazoa, Chordata, Mammalia, Primates, Lemuridae. Gene Ontology annotation, cellular component: nucleus. Gene Ontology annotation, biological process: regulation of transcription by RNA polymerase II. The transcript has a single exon. The record is from RefSeq and is a predicted model, not a curated record.
AUGUCGCUUUACUGCAGGCGCAAGUACAAGAGCGGGGACCUGGUGUUCGCCAAGCUAAAGGGCUACGCCCACUGGCCGGCCCGGAUAGAGCACAUGGCCGAACCUAACCGGUACCAGGUGUUCUUCUUCGGGACCCAUGAGACGGCCUUCCUGGGCCCCAAGUACCUGUUCCCGUACGAGGAGUGCAAGGCCAAGUUCGGGCAGCCGAGCAAAAGGCGCGGCUUCAGCGAGGGCCUGUGGGAGAUCGAGAACAACCCCACGGUCCAGGCGGCCCACGGCGAGCUCGCCCGGGAGAGGCGCGGCGUGGACGGGCCCGAGCGGGAGCCCAAGGCCGCCGAGGGAGACGCCGAGGGCGGCGGCGACGGGCCGGGGAAGCUGGUCGUCCAAAAGCCUGCGGAGGAAGAGGCCGCGGAGGAGGAGGAGGAGGACGACGAGAAGGGCCCGCUGAAGAGGAACGCGGGGGACCUGCCGGAGGAUGCCGCCAAACGGCCCAGGGAGGCCACCCCCGAAGAGGAGGCGGCAGUGGCGGCGGCGGCGGCCAGCGAGGGCCAGAGGCCUCCCGGCCUGGAGGGGGAGCACGAAGACGCCGCGUCCGAGCCUGGCAGUGCCUGGGAGCCGCCUCAGGAGGAUCAGCGAGAGGUGGACGUCGCAGAGAGGGUGGCCGAGGCCCCGGGCGGCGGCGAUCACGACAGCCUGUAG